GGGUCCUUAUUAAUAAAGCUCCGCCUAUUUUGACCAUUCAUCUUAAGAGGUUCAGCCAAGAUGCUACCAAGAGGAUGAUGAUGGGCCAAAGGAUGCAACGAAGGGUCAUCAAGGCCCUUCUGAUGUCCCUACAGAUGAGAUGCUUUCUGAUGAAUAUUAUGAGCAAGAUGGGAAAGAGUAGAAUGAUUUAAUGCAUUAUAGAGGGUUUCCUCAUUCUUUGGGGUCUAAUUCCGAGCAACAACUAAAGCCAGCUGCAAGGAAUAAGAAUACUGCAAGAUCUUCUAGAGUCUUGAAUGGCAGUGAAAAUUUUGGCGAUGGUGAUGAAGAUGACAACAAUAAUGAUGAUGCUGAUUAUGAAGAGGAUGAAGAUGAUGAUCCUGAUGAUGCAGAUUUUGAACCUGAUUAUGGCAUUACAAGUGAACGCACAUUGAAAAAGGAGGAACUUGAAGAGGAAGAUAGUGAUUGUAUUGAGAAAGUGCUGUGGCAUCAACCAAAGGGCGUGGCUGAAGAAGCUCUUAGGAGUAAAAGAUCAACUGAUCCUGUUCUACUUAGCUACUUGUUUGAUUCUGAGCCAAAUUGGAAUGAGAUGGAAUUCUUGAUAAAAUGGAAAGGCCAAUCCCAUUUACACUGUCAGUGGAAAUCAUUUUCUGAGCUUCAGAAUCUUAGUGGUUUUAAGAAGGUUUUGAAUUACACUAAAAAGGUAACGGACGAAGUCAGGUUCAGGAAGACAGUCACACGUGAGGAGGUAAUAUUUUUAUUUUUUUUUCUUUUUCUUUUAUGAAUGCCAGACUUUGAUUCAGAAAGUCAGAAUGUUAAGAAGCAAUAAAG
Humulus lupulus (European hop) is the source of this 828-nucleotide messenger RNA. Its product is annotated as protein CHROMATIN REMODELING 5-like. Lineage: Eukaryota; Viridiplantae; Streptophyta; Magnoliopsida; Rosales; Cannabaceae. Gene Ontology annotation, molecular function: chromatin binding; DNA binding; ATP hydrolysis activity. Bases 191 to 781 code for a protein of 196 amino acids. Gene Ontology annotation, cellular component: chromatin; nucleus. The record is from RefSeq and is a predicted model, not a curated record. The transcript is spliced from 4 exons. Gene Ontology annotation, biological process: nucleosome organization; regulation of transcription by RNA polymerase II.